Diachasma alloeum is the source of this 1728-nucleotide messenger RNA. It is a transcript of the gene Cyp303a1, whose product is annotated as probable cytochrome P450 303a1. NCBI's taxonomy places the organism in Eukaryota, Metazoa, Arthropoda, Insecta, Hymenoptera, Braconidae. The record is from RefSeq and is a predicted model, not a curated record. Gene Ontology annotation, molecular function: oxidoreductase activity, acting on paired donors, with incorporation or reduction of molecular oxygen; monooxygenase activity; iron ion binding. The coding region runs from base 1 to 1728 and encodes 575 amino acids. The transcript has 10 exons.
AUGAACGACAUCAUUUCUAUGGCGUCUGGGAUGAUCCCACCAUCAUUAUUAUUCGUAAUUUUAGUGAUGCUUCUGUUAUACUGGGGGUCAAUGAAACCAAAAGAUUAUCCUCCAGGACCGAAAUGGUGGCCCUUUCUAGGAUGCGCCUUGGAAGUCGCAAGGCUCCGCAAGAAAACUGGAUAUCUCCACGAGACUUGUACACUGUUGGGAAAAAAAUAUGGCCCGAUCGUGGGAUUGAAAAUUGGAACCGAUAGAAUUGUUGUACUCAAUACUUACGAGAGUAUGAAAUCAAUGUUGAUGAAUGAGGAUUGUGAUGGACGACCCAUUGGGCCGGUAUAUGAGUCACGAACUUGGGGGAAGAGGCGAGGAGUUCUGGUAACUGAUGGAGUCCUCUGGACCGAGCAGAGACGAUUCGUCCUGCGUCACCUCCGUGAUUUCGGCUUCGGAAAGAAUAACAUGGCGACAUUAAUUGGCGAAGAAGCCAAACACCUAGUGAACAGCUUAUUGCAUCAAUUAGAAAUUACAUCAAUGAACCGAAAACCUGUGAAAUCCGCCAACAACAUCAAAAACGAUGGGAGAAUCUAUCAGUUAUGCGGUCAAGAUUUGAAGAAAAAAUCGGAGGACAAAGGGAGUAUUAAAAAUUCUCAAGAGCAAUGUUCGAAGAAAACUAUCAAGAUUGAGGACAUGUACAUGAAGGCGGAGGACUACGCAGAUGUCAGGCGAGUUUCUCAGACUUCGGAAAUGGUUACUCAGAUGGACGAAGUCUUUGGAGUUCCUAUCCUGAAUACGUUGUGGAGGAUGAUGGCAGGAAAAAGGUACAAUGUGGAUGAUAGACGACUCAACCACCUCCAGAGAAUCCUCACGACUCUUUUCAAAGCAUGCGAUAUGACCGGAUGUUUGUUUGGACAUUUUCCUAUUCUGAGAUACAUCGCACCUGUUGCCUCGGGGUAUAAACAAUUCAUGGAGAUUCAUCAGCAGUUGUGGAGUUUUUUAAAUGAAGAAUUGGUGAAUCAUAAGAAGAAGUUUAAUCCAGAUGUACCUAAAUGUCUCAUGGAUGCGUACUUGAAGAUUCUGCAGUCUGAGUCUCAUAAUGAAACAUUUUCAGAAUUACAAUUACUCGCAAUUUGGGUGGAUUUAUUCAUGGCAGGAUCAGAGACAACAACAAAAGCCCUGAACUUCUGCUUUCUCUACCUUGUGCUAUAUCCUGAGGUGCAAAGAAAAGCUCAGGAGGAAAUCGACAGAGAAAUUGGAAGGGACAGGUUUCCAUGCCUGUCUGAUCGACCCAGAAUGACGUACGUGAAUGCAAUUACUCUGGAAUCCAUCCGAAUGUUCAUGGGAAGGACCAUGAAUAUUCCACACCGGGCGUUGAAGGACACUUAUAUUAUGGGGUAUCGAAUACCAAAGGACACAAUGCUAGCAGCAAAUUUCAGCAGAAUAUUAAUGAGUGAUGAGUUCUACGAAGAUCCUGAAGUAUUUCGACCUGAAAGGUUCAUCGAUUCAAAAGGAAAUAUUUCCAUUCCUGAGCAAUAUAUGCCAUUUAGUAUCGGUAAACAUCAUUGCAUGGGUGAAGUCCUAGCUAAAAGUAACAUUUUCGUCUUCACAGCAGCAUUACUGCAGACUUUCACCUUCUCAGUUGUUCCCGGUGAGGAAAAACCAACAACUGGUUUUACUGAUGGUGUAACUGCCAGUCCAUUGCCCUUCAGAGUUUUAAUCACUAGGAGAUAUUGA